Messenger RNA from Besnoitia besnoiti, 2757 nucleotides. RefSeq lists its product as uncharacterized. The transcript has 4 exons. NCBI's taxonomy places the organism in Eukaryota, Apicomplexa, Conoidasida, Eucoccidiorida, Sarcocystidae. The record is from RefSeq and is a predicted model, not a curated record. The coding region runs from base 1 to 2757 and encodes 918 amino acids.
AUGCAGGUGCCCGCCCGCAGCGGCGCCGCCGCCGUGGAGGCCGCCGAGGCGCAAGCCAGCCACCCAGCCCCGGAUAGAGGCGUGGUGCAGGCUGCCAAGCGACAUGCGCUUCGCUCGGCAACGACUCGAGACGGCAGGACGCGGAGCGCCUGCCCCCCCACGAAGGCCCCAGCCGCCAAAGAGGCCGAGUCCGGCACGCCGGCGACCAGAGGCCCCGAGGCGAAGAAGCGCGGCAACACGCCUUCCUCGGCGGCGGCUGCCCACUCGGGCGCCGAGGGACAGCUGGCGACCCUCUCUGGAGGGCGCAGAGGCCAGGCGACUCGCGCGGCGAAGCUGCUGGCGGAUAUGGGGAAUCUGAAUCGCCGCGAGCGCCAGAAAGACCAACUCCCCGCGAAGGGUGGCGGUGGCCGCAGCGAAACCACGUUCCCUCUCGCGCACGCGUCCACCAGGAAACUCGUAAAGACCGAAAACGAGAAGAAGCACACGCCGCUUGUGGGGGCGCCCGGUGGUCGCCUCUGCUUCCUUGGCUCGGCGGGCGGCGGUGUAUAUACACCUAAGCAGAAGAAACAGGGCGGCUCCAGCCGCGCGGCGAGGGUGACGGAAGACGCGGACCAUGCGGAGGCUGCGGCGGCACAAAUGCCAAAAAGUUCCUUGUUUCCCUCUUCCCUCAGCCUGCGUGAGGAGGCGCGAGCGGGGGCUGAAGAGUCUCUGGAUGCGGAAGGCGACAGGGAGAUCGAGAACGUGCGCGUGCAGUCUCAAGAACCUCUCAGCAACCCUCCAAAGACCGCCAGUUCUCCCGACGCGCCGCCGUCAUCUCGUCCUCCUCCGUCGGCGUCGCGGGCUCCAAAUGCGUCGUCUUCUUGCUCGCGAGACGCGUCUUCUCCUAUCUCUGGAUACGCUCGCUCCUCGUCUGUCGUCUCUUCUUCUUCAGCCGCUUCUUCUUCGUGUGCGCCAGCACUCGCGCCUUCCGCGGGCGGGGCUGCACCGAUUCCUGCGCUCCCUUCUGUUCACCCGUCCUCUCCGUCGUCGGCGCAGCGUUCGCUCCUUCGGUUCAGUCGCAGCAGCUCCAACGUGUUUUCGCCUCUGCGGUCGGCGUACUCACCCUUCUCGGUGCGCAGCCACGGCAGUGCGCGCUCGGCGGACGGCUCGCCGUCGGGCGCCGCCGCCUGUGCGGCCGUGCCUUUGCGCCCAGAGAUGUUCCUCAACUUCGUCGACUCUGCCUUCCUCGUCUUCCCUGCGUCGAGGGAACACGCGCGCGCCGCUGCCGAGGAGGCGCUGCGCGCAGCCGCAGACGCGUCUGCCCCCCGCGAGGCCUCCCCCUCCGCGGGCGCGGAGCCAGACGGCGCACGAGAGGGCAAGAGAGAGCGGGGGAGCGCCGCCGACGCAGAGGCGCAUCCCGAGGGGGCGGCGGCGGCGGAGGACGCGACGCGCGACCGCGACUCGUGUGCAAAGAGGCGCCGGGUGCUGGGCACUUCAGGCCGUAAGAAGGGGGAAGCGAGACUCCCAGUAGCCUCGGAAGGCGGCGGCGGAGGCAGCCGGGCAGAAGCGGCAAGUGCGCGCGAGUCUGCGGAGGGAGGACGGCACGAAGAGGAGGAGGCGACUGCGCACGGAGGCGCAGCCUCGCCGCAAGAGGAGGGCCUGUCGAGCUCCGGCGCGCCGCGAAGCGCGCCAUCGGCCCCAAGCCUCGCGCCCGCCUCGCCUGAAGGCGGAGAAGACUGUUUCGCGCGCGGCGAGGCAGACCGCGCGGAGCCGCGCUCCACCUCUGCCUCUUCGCGCCCGUCGAGUUCGGCGUGUUUGCCUGUUUCUGCGGCCUCGCCUGAGCAGCGCCGGGCGCGCGUCCCCUUCUCCUCUGCGCUCUCCUCGUGCGUGGUCGCGGGCGCCUGGCCUGGCGAGGACCUGCCGCUCUCUCCCGCGUCGGUCUCGUCUUCCUCGUCGUCCGCCUCUUCCCCCGCCACUUCGCCCCUGCCGUCGCUUCUGCGCGCGCGGCGGCGGCGUCUCAGGGCGCUCGCUGGAGCGGAGGCGAAGCUCUCGCUGGCUGACUUCCUCCGCGAGGAAGGAAACCGCCUCUUGGAGAGCGUCAAGCAGCGCGAACUGAUGCACACGCUGCGAAGCACCGCCCUCGAGCUGCCUCACCCCAACCGCCACGGCGUCUCCCUCAUCUACGGGCCGCGAGUCCCUGGCGACGACGGCUUCGACUACAGGCAAGGACUCGACACACACGGAGAAACACGGCGGAACGCCAGUUUCUGUCCGAUACCGGAGACGAUUAUGCGACUCGCACCUGGCGCGCUGAUUUUUCUCACCUCGAAAAUUUGCAUGCCUUGCGUCCUCAGAUUCCGCGAAAGGAUUCGAAAUUUGGCGCACCAUUCGCCCGACGGCAUGCUGUCGGUACAGCAACUCGUCCUCGAUCUCGACAUCAACAUGAGCAGAGGCUGGGUGCACUACGCCAAGGUCAUCCUUGCGGGAAAGGUAUCGACCUUCUUGCCUGCUGCGUGCGUCUGCAACUGCGUGUUUGUUCGCUGGCGUCUGCCUGUUUGCUGCGUCGCAGAACCGACCCCUACACUGAGUUUCUUCUCCGUCGCCCUCGCCAGGAGGCCGCCUGCAGCGCGUCGACACCCGCACCCGCGUCGUGAGAUUCCUGACGCAGCUGCGUUCGCCGCGCUGGGUGGCGCUUCCUCUUCGAGCGGUGAUUUCCUCAAAAGCCACGCAGAGGCCGCGCAGGCCAGAGACCAAGGACUUUCGCCGGCGUUUCGUUGA